AUGACGUCUUCAUCUCCGGCGCCGGAAAAAACCCAAUUACCAAUUUCUCUAACAUUAGCGACGUCAAACACCAGUACAGUACCUUCAUACCCCAAAACCGCUAUACCUAAAGAAAGAAACCUAAAGCUAAUCAACCUCUUACUAUCCUGCGUCAACCACGCUUCCUCCGGCAAUCUCCACCGCGCCGACGCCUGCCUCCGCAAAAUCUCUCGUCUCUCCUCCCACUCCGGCGACUCAUUUCAACGUCUUUCCGCCUGGUUAGCAUCCGCCCUAGCAGUACGACUCAUCAAACGUUGGCCUGGUUUGUUCAAAACGCUAAUCGCUACCCCAGCUCUCGUUGAUCCAAUCCAACAUAAAUCGCUAACUACAAACACCAUACCUUUCCUCAACUCAGCUUACACCGUCAUGAAUCGAGUAUUAACCAAAGCCAUGUCUAAUGAGCGUUUGAUCCACAUUGUUGAUCUUGGUUGCGGUGACCCCAACAUGUGGAUACCCUUUCUUCAAAACUUGUCGAAUUCACACUUGAGGAUCACGUGUGUGCACACCAGUAAAGCCAUCCUCGACAAUUUAUACAUAACCCUCUUAAAAGAGACAAACAGUUUAUGCAUAGAAUUAGAAUUCAAUCCUUUGAAUAUAAGAUUAAGUGAUUUGAAUCUUGACAUGAUGAAUCUACGGCCAUCUGAAACGCUAGCGUUCGCCGCCACUCUAAGUCUUCACGUCUUAUUAACGGAUGAUGAUGAUGAUAAUAAUAAGAUGGGUGAUUUUUUAGUGAUGAUAAGAUCGACGUCGCCUAAGGUGUUUGUAAUGGUGGAGCAAGAAUCGGAUCAUAAUCUGAACCGGUUGGAGGACCGGUUUGUGGAAUCGAUGCAUUAUUAUAGUGCGGUAUUUGAAUCGAUAAGUAAAUUUUUUGUGGGGGAUGAGAGAUUGAGAUUGGAACAAGUGUUUGGGAAAGAGAUGGAAAAUAUAUUGGCUUGUGAAGGGCGGGAAAGGGAAGAGAGGCACGAGAGGUUUGUGAAAUGGUCAGGCCGAUUUGAGAGAUGUGGGUUUGGACCGGUGGGAUUAUGGUUCGGUUUGGGUGAGGAAUUGGAAGAGAUGGAUGAUGAUGGUCUUAAGAUGGUUUAUCAAAGAUCAGCACUUAUCAUAUGUUGGUAUACUAGACCUAUUUAUUCUGUUUCAGCAUGGAAUUAA
Messenger RNA from Impatiens glandulifera, 1188 nucleotides. RefSeq names its product scarecrow-like protein 3. Lineage: Eukaryota; Viridiplantae; Streptophyta; Magnoliopsida; Ericales; Balsaminaceae. The transcript has a single exon. The coding region runs from base 1 to 1188 and encodes 395 amino acids. Gene Ontology annotation, cellular component: nucleus. Gene Ontology annotation, biological process: regulation of DNA-templated transcription. The record is from RefSeq and is a predicted model, not a curated record. Gene Ontology annotation, molecular function: DNA-binding transcription factor activity; sequence-specific DNA binding.